AUGAAGGUGAUAGAUACCCACUCGCCAAAUAAAUUGCAUAUUUAUAUGGAUGAUGUAGCCAGUUCAGUUAUUGAUGAAGACCAAGCUGUACAAGCUACUAAACAGCUGCUGGAUUUGUUCUUGAAAGGUGGAUUCCAACUGGCAAAGUGGUCGUCAAAUUCUACAGCUGUUCUGAAAGAAAUACCGAAAGAACUACAUUUGUCCCAAAGUGUCACCUUCGAUGAUGAUACAACGUUGAAGAUUUUAGGUCUACGUUGGUAUUCUGGUGAAGAUGUAUUCAAGUUCAAGAUGGAGAUUGAAGCGUUAACUGAGAAACCCGACGAGGCAUAUGCGGACCGGGAGCAGUUUGAAAGCCAGUUCUUUGUGUUGGUGUCGACUGCUCGACUUCUUUUGAGUCCUACGGUGCACUCGAGCGGCGGUCGGCCCGGGCCCGGGUCCACGGCUUCCACGUCGUGCGGCGCCGCCCGGCAAGACUUCGUUCGGCUGCCCAAGCUUGACCUGCCUCACUUCGAUGGGAACUAUCAGCAUUGGCUCGGCUUUAGAGAUACCCCCACUGAGACUUCCGGUCUACUGUCCUCAGCGUUGGUGCACGUGAGUGACGCGAAUGGAGUACUUCGUGAUGCGCGUCUACUCCUGGACAACGGUUCUGCUUCCAACUUCGUGACGCAGGAUCUGUGCAGGCAGCUUGGGUUAGCGACACGCAGCGCCGGAGCUACGAUCACAGGUAUCAAUGAGCAAUCUUCACAUUGUCCGGAGUCGGAGUCUUGUGAUAUUACAAUUCAUUCACUUCAUAGUAACUAUACGACGACCGUAAAAAUAAACCUCUGUCCUCUGUCCUCAGCGUUGGUGUACGUGAGUGACGCGAAUGGAGUACUUCGUGAUGCGCGGCUACUCCUGGACAACGGUUCUGCUUCCAACUUCGUGACGCAGGAUCUGUGCAGGCAGCUUGGGUUAGCGACACGCAGCGCCGGAGCUACGAUCACAGUCAAGGCUCUUCACUUGGAACUUGUCACAAGUCUUACGACAGAGUCGUUCCUUGCUGCUCUCCGCCGCUUCAUGAGUCGUCGGGGAAAGCCUCAAACUCUGUAUUGUGACAACGGGACUUCGUUUGUCGGGGCAUCAAACGAACUUACUAACUUUUUAAAACAAAAUCAUGAUAAGCUGCAGUCAGGUAUGGCAGAAAACCUUAUUAACUUCAAAUUUAGCCCGGCUUACUCACCGCACUUCGGCGGACUUUGGGAAGCCGCAGUAAAAUCAACAAAAUAUCAUUUCAAACGCAUUCUAUCUCUUACACACUUAACGUAUGAAGAAUUAAAUUGUUGCCUGAUUCAGAUUGAAGCUUUUCUAAGUUCUAGACCCCUUACCCCCUUAUCUUCUGAUCCAUCUGAUCUGACCUACCUAUCGCCCUCUCAUUUCCUUAUUGGACGUUCUCUUCUGUCAGUCCCAGAAAAACCUCUGACUGAAGAAUACAUCACACGGCUUGAACGGUUCCAGAUAGUUGAAAAACUCAAGCAGCAUUUCUGGAGCCGCUUUUCUAAUGAGUAUGUUACUCUCCUCCAGCAGAAGACGAAGUGGCACACCUCAACGGACCAACUGCAAGUCGGGACUAUGGUCUUAGUCAAGGACCGCGCACUUCCUCCUCUCCUGUGGCUGCUGGGACGCGUCACGAAGCUGUACCCGGGCACGGACAACGUCACCAGAGUCGCCGACAUACGGACGAAGAAAGGAGUCAUCCGUAGGGCUUAUAAUAACUUGUGCCCCCUCCCUAUUACAUAGUUUAUUUUUUAACUUUAAUAUUUCU
Messenger RNA from Cydia strobilella, 1801 nucleotides. RefSeq lists its product as uncharacterized. Gene Ontology annotation, molecular function: nucleic acid binding. Gene Ontology annotation, biological process: DNA integration. The coding region runs from base 1 to 1776 and encodes 591 amino acids. The record is from RefSeq and is a predicted model, not a curated record. NCBI's taxonomy places the organism in Eukaryota, Metazoa, Arthropoda, Insecta, Lepidoptera, Tortricidae. The transcript is spliced from 5 exons.